GAGGAUUUAAGUAGUAAUUACGGACUGUACUUUGUCCAACAGCAGUUCAUUGGCUUUAUUCUCUGAGAAUGUUUUGCAAAAAUUGGGGAAAGGGAAUAUGUCUUCAAUAUUCAUUCUGGUGGUGGUAGUAAUAUUCGGGUCAGUUACUUGGAUCGGCACAAAUUCUGUAUGGAUGCAGCUACCCCUACUCACUUCUGAGUUGCCGGAGGGUUGGAACCUACCCAGUUAUAUUUCUGCAGUUGUACAGAUUGCAUGCAUCGGGCCUCUUAUCUACACCAUUGUCGCCAAGGGAUGUAAAGCUAUCGCGAUUUCUCACACACGAUUGAUCCUGUGCUUUCUAAUAUUGGCAUGUAUCUGUCAAUUAGGCCUAGCUUUUCUCUGGAGUGAGACAGCUACUAUUGGGAGCAGGAAUUGCUCUGUCGCACUCUUCGUGCUCCUAUUCGGUCUAGCCCUCGUUGACGUUAUCUCGAAUGUUCUAUUCAUGCCAUUUAUGGCAAAGUUUCAUCCCUCGUACCUCAAUGCUUAUUUUGUGGGAAUGGGUUUCUCUUCGUUGAUUCCAAGCAUCUUAGCUCUUAUACAGGGAACAUCUACUUACGAGUGCGUUGAAGGUGUGCCCCAUUAUUCAGCACCUCGGUUCAGCGCAGGAGUCUUCUUCGGCAUAAUAUUUAUUUCAACCUGUAUCUCAACUGUCGCUUUCCUCAUUCUGAAGCGAAGGGCUGCUGAAAAUGAACCGAUGGUUGAGGUGGAUCAGGAGACUCGCUCGACAACGCCUGCCACAACAAGUUCAUCUUCCAGAGAGCAGAUAAUUUCCGCAGGACCAAACGAGCUUUCAAGAGCUUCAUAUAUCGUGAUCCUCUUGAUAACGGCUCUAAUAAGUGCACAAAUGAACGGAAUCAUCACCAGUAUCUCCAGUUAUGCUACACUUCCUUACUCGCAACAGACAUACCAUUACAGUAUUACCUUUUCGAACAUUGUCAUACCAGCUGCAUCAUUUUUGUCUUUCUUCGUCAUCAUCAAGAGAUUAUCAAUCCUACUGCCGCUUGCUGCGAUGUCCACGCUUACUACAGCUUUUCUAGUUUACUUGGCGGCGCUCAGUCCAUCAAUGAUUUUCGAUUUAAAAACCGCCGGAAGUGCGCUUUCGAUCACUGCAUUUCUUGUGGCUGCAGGAUUGCAUUCGUACUUGAGGGUGGCUUUUGCUUCUCGUUUGCGUAAUUGCACCAACAGCGAGUCAAAAUUGUUCUGGUGCGGAUUUUUUACGCAGAUCGGUUCCUUCAUCGCUUCUAUGGUCAUGCUUCCGCUGGUGGACUUCGCGCACGUCUUCAAUUCCGCACCACCAUGUCGAUAACAUCAGCGCAUAUUGUUUUACCCUAUGCCUUUCUCUCAACUACUUGAGUAGUGUUCAGCAUAAGUUCGUAGGGCGAACGCUCAUCAUAGGAUAUGGAUCUCUUACCGCAUGGUUGAGUAGCACUUGAUACGAGUGUUCUUUUUUACGCUAAAGAACGGGUGACCAAGGUAGCAUUACCAAAGCAAAACAUACAGCGAUUAAUUAUCUUAUUUGCACUCUAUUCUUGAAGUAUGUACUUUUCAUCUCAAUAAAUAAUCAUAGUCUGUCUAUAAA
Molecule: messenger RNA, 1618 nt
Organism: Cylicocyclus nassatus
Lineage: Eukaryota; Metazoa; Nematoda; Chromadorea; Rhabditida; Strongylidae
Source: the annotation of a GenBank genome assembly